AUGAUACUCCGGCGGCUAGUCACGGCCGCUUUCGCCAGCGUCGCCUGUCUCAUACAGCCCAUUCAAGCCGAUUCAACAAGUAGAAACCCCGUCACCUCCAUAUUUACGAUACAAGAUCCCAAAAUCCAAUCCUCUUCACGGCAAAUAAACUCCAACUCAAACUUCGAUAUUCUGUUCACUAUCCCAGGUGAACGGAGGAUACGACUGUCCCUCGAACCGAACCACGAUGUUAUCCCCCGUGAUCUUCAAGUAACCUACCUCGAGGCCGACGGUAGCAUUCGCUCUGUAGAACCGGUCGAGCGCGCAAGUCACCGCGUUUAUCGUGGAGACGUAUUUACGAAGCCCCUCGAUGACGGCUCGGAAUGGGUGAAAGGCGGCUGGGCGCGAAUUACUCUACACCGCGAUGGCAAGACUCCAAUUUUUGAAGGCGCAUACCGUCUCCAUGGCGAUCACCACCACAUUCAGACUGCAACCAAUUACCUCAAGUUGAAGCAUGUUGAAGAUCCCAAACCGAGUGCCCCUACCUCGACCGACUACACGUCUGGGGACGAAUACAUGGUGAUUUGGCGUGACUCUGACGUUCUAGAAUACUACCAACCUCACGACGAGCUUAAAAAACGAGAGCUCUAUGGGAGGGUUUCUUGCGGGUCCGACGAUUUGACCUUCAAUGCCAACUACGACCUCAACUCUCGUGCGACCAGCGAUUUUGGAGAAAUGUCGACGUCCUCUCUCUUUGGUCGCCAAGUCGAUACCACUCCAGGUAAUGGCGGUGCGGGCAUCAACCUUGUCGACAACAUCGGCUCCACGGCCGGCUGCCCCAAAACGCGAAAGGUAGCUUUGCUUGGUGUCGCGGCGGACUGCAAUUACCGCAAGCAAUUUAGUACCGAGGCAGAUGUCCGAACCAAUAUUAUCCAGCAGAUCAACGCCGCGUCCGCUGUGUACGAGAACACUUUCAACAUUACGCUCGGUCUACAGAACAUCACCAUACUGAAUCCCGAUUGUCCCUCGACGGCCACCGAAGCGGUACCCUGGAACGUUGUUUGUGGUGAUGGCGUCACCAUAACCAACCGACUGAGCAAGUUCUCCGAGUGGCGAGGCCGCUCGCAAGAUACGAAUGCAUUCUGGACCCUCUUGACGACGUGCAAUACCGACAACGCCGUAGGCCUCGCCUGGCUUGGGCAGGUCUGUCAGCAAGGGGCCCGCGCGAACCAAGGCGACGGCUCCGACUCGAACGAGACCAUCUCGUCCACGAACGUUGUCGUGCGUACUCAGACCGAAUGGCAGGUUAUUGCCCACGAGGUCGGCCACACUUUCGGUGCCGUUCACGACUGUACUAGCGCUAGUUGCCAGGCCGGUGACGCCCAGAUGCAGAGGUGCUGUCCUCUCAGCCAGAAUUCGUGCGAUGCCAAGGGCCAGUUCAUCAUGAACCCAUCUACGGGCCGCGGAAUCGAGGCGUUCUCCCCCUGCAGUGUCGGCAAUGUUUGCGCUGCCAUUUCCCGCCAGGCCGACCGGUGUCUCCUAAACAACAAGGAUAUUCCCGUCAUCACGGGCAGUCAAUGUGGAAACGGCAUCGUCGAGACGGGCGAGGACUGCGACUGCGGCGGAGAGCAAGGAUGUGCAGGAAACUCGUGCUGCGACCCGAAGACUUGCAAGUACACACAGAACUCGGUUUGCGACCCGGCCAACGAGGAAUGCUGCACCGAUUCGUGCUCCUUCGCCUCGUCCGGUACCGUCUGCCGCCCCAGUACGGGACUUUGCGACCCCGAAGAAACCUGCUCGGGUUCCUCGUCGGCGUGCCCCAGCGACCAGCACAAGGAUGAUGGAAGCGACUGUGGCGAGAAGGGCCAGGGUCUGACCUGUGCCUCUGGACAGUGCACGUCUCGCGAUCAGCAAUGUCAGGCCAUGAUGGCGUCCUUCUCCAAUGUCACCAACGUCAAGGCUUGCGACCGGACCGAGUGCAUGAUCGGGUGCACGUCGUCGCUGACAGCGCCUAACGUGUGCUCAGUCAUGAACCAGUGGUUCCUGGACGGCACGCCGUGCAGCGGCGGCGGCAAGUGCCAGAACGGUGUCUGUCAGGGAGGUUCGUUUUUCAAGGAGGCUGCGGAGUACAUCAGGAAUCACAAGGACAUCUUUAUCCCCGUCAUCUCUAUCGUCGGCGCGCUCAUUCUCAUUGCCAUCUUUUGGUGCUGUUUCCAGUCUUUCCGACGCCGCAACCAGGCAAGGAAAUUCGGCCGAAAAGGACCGCCCAUGAUGGGUCUCCCAAGCCGUGAUAAUAAUGCCUGGACCAACUUUGCUGGGGCUUAUGCGCCUCGCCCGCGCGGCCCCAACGACACGAACGGCAGCAACAACCAGUCUCAGAGGUCUAUACCGAGAGCCUCUCAGCAGCCGCAGCCGCAGCAACAGCCACAGACCGCGGGGUGGAUGCAGUCACCACCGCAGGGACCGCCACAGAUACCCUCGUCUCCUCCGCCGGCGUAUCCUGCCUACCAGCCGUAUCAGCAGUGGGGCGCGCCGCCGGGUAGAAGCACGAGAUACGCUUAG
Molecule: messenger RNA, 2541 nt
Organism: Scedosporium apiospermum
Lineage: Eukaryota; Fungi; Ascomycota; Sordariomycetes; Microascales; Microascaceae
Product: Disintegrin and metalloproteinase domain-containing protein B
Exons: 2
Coding region: 1-2541 (846 amino acids)
Biological process (GO): proteolysis
Molecular function (GO): metalloendopeptidase activity
Source: RefSeq, a predicted model, not a curated record